Messenger RNA from Brienomyrus brachyistius, 4035 nucleotides. RefSeq names its product centrosomal protein 68 (gene cep68). The record is from RefSeq and is a predicted model, not a curated record. NCBI's taxonomy places the organism in Eukaryota, Metazoa, Chordata, Actinopteri, Osteoglossiformes, Mormyridae. Gene Ontology annotation, molecular function: protein binding. The transcript is spliced from 8 exons. The coding region runs from base 770 to 2911 and encodes 713 amino acids.
UUCAUUUUGUUGUUUGUUUGUACUUCUAUUGUGAGUUAUCCCAUUCACAAUAGAAUUAAUGUAAAUUAAUUUAACAAGCGUCAGCGCCUGGCAUGGUGCAAUCAAAUAGGCCAGACCUAAGGAUGAUCCGCACCAUAGAAACUGAAAUUGCAAAUAUUUGUACGCUGUUGACAGCUAUAUGUUUUACUGUAGCAACUGAGGUGCAGCGUUAAGGUGUCAGUGUGAAACAGACACGCAUCCCAUCUAUACAACCGUGGACCUCAGUUAAAAGGAUACGGAAUCUGAGUUAACGUCGUACAGCAAGCGGCGUUAUGUGCAGGAUGUCGCAGGUUUGAGGUUUUAGGGGUCUCGAUCCCUUCUUCCAGGGGUGGAGGGGGGUAGGGAACAGGCGUCUGCAAAACGGGCCUCCCGCAGUUGGCAGUUUCACCGCGGCGUCGCCAGAGGGGAUCGGGGGCUGGAGCUCGGAGGCUUUUCCGGCCGCUUCAGUGCGUCGGUAAGGUCGGUACCUCCUACCGGGCGACGACGGGGGCAGACCCGGCUUUGUGUCUCAUCGAUCCGCCCUGAGAUCGUGCAUGGUCGGGGAAAGAAGCGGGCUUUGGGUCCCCGAGCAGAACUGAAAGGACGGAGUUUAUUUUUGAAUGCGGUUUUUACCGCGAAAACUGCUCCAACGCGGCUUGAGUUAAAUCUCCCUUUUAGAAGAAGUACGAUAAAGUUGGCGCGGUGACGACUUUUGGGCUGGUGAUGUGCGGUGGCUCCUGGCCGUGUCGCUAUGGCUCUGGAUGUUGAUGGGAAGCUUCCAGACCUGACCCCCCACAUGGAACUCCAGGCUUAUGGAAGGCAACAGAGGGGGAUAAUGGGAGUUAUACGUGAUGGGGCCACCAGACCAACUUCCCGUCCCUGGGCCCCCAGACAGGGGGCAAUAACGACCCGGUUCCUACCGGCUAAAGAUCGGGACCAAGAGAAGAGCAGUCACAAGAAGACCGUCACCAUGGCACCAAGAUCCAGGUAUCUCACGAGUCAGAGCCAAUACUGCGUCAGGAAGCCGCUGUUUGUCACCGAGUGUCACGUUUCAAUCCUGAAGAAGCCCGGCCUCCCUGAGCAAUCCGAGCAGGUGGAGCAACCCAACAGACCAUGUGAGCUCCCUUCUGAGGAAGUGGAGCUACCAUCCAGCCCUCUAGGAGAGGAGACCUUGGGUAUCAGCAACCUCUUGAGGUCGGAUGCUUCUGCUCCCCCUGCUGGUGGGGAGGACUGUUCCCUUCCACUGACUGUGGCAGAGCUAUGUGACUGGUCUUCCUAUGAGGAGCCCGGCACGGGUUCCGACUUUAGUGCUGGAGGCUCCCACCACCGCAGCCUCUCCAGCCCACCGCUGGACAUCUGCAGCCUAACGGUGCCCCUACACCCUAGAUGGUCUUCUGCUCAGAGGUCCCAUUCUCUGGAUGCCCUUGGUCUGUCAUCACGGCCCUUCUGGAGGGGUGCUGCCUCAGACCCUGGGUCUUUGCUAGUCAGUAGCCAGUGCCGGCCGCCCGCCCUCCGCCAGAUGUCCCCUCAUCAGGCUCGGUACUGGGCGUGUGCCAUCCCCAGCACAAAGCCACCAUGCCCAGACAGGACAUCACCUAGCUGGGACCCCAAUAAAGAGUAUCAGGCUCUCCUGGAUUACACCUACCCCCUACGGCCUAACCUGCCAUCUUCUCAAGACUCCAUAGAGCCUGGGUCACUGUUGUGGGCCGACCCACUGGUAGAGGACUCUGGCAUUGAGAUGGACCGCUUCUGUAGCUCCACCACUCUUUCAUAUGGUGAGCUUCCUCCUGCAGGUGGGAGCAGGGAUGCUUCGAGCAAAGUGCCGAACGACCAGGAGCACCAGGACCAGCCCCUUAGAGACAACUUGCAGCCCAAGUCCCCAGAUUCUAAACUGUCCAGUAGUUGGCAGUCCUUAGUGGACCAAGUUGGGUUCUCAGCAGACAGCCUGCUGGACAGCGAUGGGUCACGGGCCUCCCACUGGAUGCACAAUAGCAAGCCGGGUCUCUAUUCCUCCUCCAGCACAGCUGCCACCUUCAAUCGGAGUGCUUGUAUCUUGCCCCCUGCUGGGGCACCUUGGGACGGGGAGGAGGAGUUUCACCCCUUGCCUGGCCGGCUGAGGGAGUUGGAGGUGCUCUCGCAGCAUCUCCGUGAGCUCUCCCUAAAGGCUAGCUCAGAGUCUCUGCUGGAGGACCAAUCCCACGCAAGAGCAACACCGCCACCUGUGGAGGACAGGAGGCAACUGCCAGUGAGGGAAGAGUGCACCUCUGGACCAAGUGUUAUUGCUGGAGAAGAGUCUGUCUCCAGAGCCUCCUGUAGCCCAGAGGUUUUGGCAGCGAGGGCUGUGGGCCUGGCAACAAGUUUGGAGAACCUUAGCAGGGAGGUGGGCAGGGAGAGCCUGGAAGCUGCAGCUUCUUACAUGGAUCACCCAAGUGAGACUAAGCUCCCAGAGUUCCACAGGAGAACCAAAACAGGCCCGGAGGAGGCUGAGACCAAAGAAUCCCUAGUACAGCACAUCCAGGUGUUCUGCUCCAACCUCGAGGAGCUCAUUUUGUGGCUGUACCGGGUGGUAGACGGGAUACAGAAUCUAACGCCAGCCGCGCCAGACAUCAGGAGCGUCAGGUCCUGCCUUGCCAGUUACAAGAGUUUCCAGAAGGACAUUAGUGCACGGCAGCCCCUCACCACAGCAGUAUUGAAGACCGGAGAUGCCCUACUGAGCUAUUUGAACUCCACCUCUCCUGUUUUAAGAGACACCCUGGCACUGAUCGAGAAGCAGUCGGAAGCACUGGAGACCCACACAGAUCACUUCUUCUCUUCCAUCUUGUUGGCUAUGGACAGUCUGAUCGAUCCACAAGACCCAAAGGCUGGGGCUGCUGUCCAAAGAACCAAGACCUGACCGGCGGAGAGGGAGUGCCCACACCCACAUGUGCUUGGCGGGAACGCGCCUGACGUCUCCAGUGGGCAGGUGGAUUUUCGCCUUGGUGCUCUGAGUAAAGCCGCUUUUAUUCCGGGUGCCACUGGAGGCCCGACACCAAUGACAUCCUCCGUGUCUAUUUUGAUACUGACACCUUGUAACCUGUGCGUUUGCUGCAGAUCUAUAUAUAUAUAUAUUUUUUUUUGGUUUCCUGUAACCCAUCAAAACAUGUGGUUUUCUCACCUGGACUCCAAAACAACCCAACGUCCUUCCUAUACAGGAAGGCACUGCUGAACAUAUGAACAGAGCGACACUGAUCUGUGUUCAUCAAUGCAGCCAGAGUUGAAGCUCACGGCCUCCCAUCUGAGAAAGACGCUGUCAUUACUGUAUUUUAUUCCUAUUCCAGGGUGACCCUCCAAUGUCUUACAUCACGCAGCCUGAAGCAAAAAAAAUAAAACAUUUAGAAACUUUUGGAGCAAAAGCCCUCGUAGAUAUAUCCAUAUAGAAAUCCUCAUUUGAUGGACCAGCACAAAUCUUCUCUUGCGUCACGAAACUAUGUACUUUGUACCGUAUAACCUCAUUGCUGUCACCCUGCUGAAUAAGCAUGAGUACAUGACUAAGGGCACAGUUUGGGCUCAGCUGUCCAAACGGGAUAAGCACAUUUUUAUUAACGUUUUCAAAAGCAAGCAUUUUGAAAACCAGACUGCCGUCGCAUGUCGGAUUCCCACUCAUCACACGAAUCACGUGUCAGAGUUACGUUGGUACAGACACCUCCGUAUAAACAGCAGGGUUACAAGUCCGUGGGCGUCCUGAAGGCACAUCUUUUGCAGGUAAUUUUAGGAAGCAAUAUAACGGCAGAGCUUGCAAAGAGCACAGUGACAUCUUCCAAGCACAUGCUAGAGAAACAGCAGUUUCUCUAAACAGCUCGUUUUCCCCACUUUGGUGCUGCAGCAGUCAGCAAACCCAGGCAUCAGUUAUGAUUGGGCGACACAUUUUACCAGCCUGCAUGAACCAGGAAAUGCAUUAUGCCGAACCCACAUGUAAUGCUUAUCACAGCACUGCGAUUGUGAUUAUGCUACAGAGUGAAUAAACUGUAUGAAAACACA